Molecule: messenger RNA, 1181 nt
Organism: Pecten maximus
Lineage: Eukaryota; Metazoa; Mollusca; Bivalvia; Pectinida; Pectinidae
Exons: 5
Coding region: 19-960 (313 amino acids)
Biological process (GO): dGTP catabolic process
Cellular component (GO): cytosol
Molecular function (GO): 8-oxo-7,8-dihydrodeoxyguanosine triphosphate pyrophosphatase activity
Source: RefSeq, a predicted model, not a curated record
CUAACCGCGGGAGACAAUAUGGCGGCGCCCAUACGUAAACAACGAGAUCGUCCCAAAGUCGGUGUAGGCGUAAUAGCUACAAGCAGAAAUCAUCCGAAUUGUGUUUUGCUAGGGAAACGGAAGAAUUCAGCGGGCGAUGGCCUGUAUGCGUUACCAGGUGGUCAUUUGGAAUUUGGUGAGGGAUGGUGUGAGUGCGGGUCGAGGGAGCUUUUGGAAGAGACAGGAUUGGUUCUGAAGGACAUGGAAUAUUGUGGUGUGGUCAACACCGUGAUGGACAUAGAUAAUCUCCACUACAUUGACCUGUUUGUACGCGGGGAAGUGGACACCACUCACUCAGAACAACCUGAAAAUCGAGAGCCACAUAAAUGUGAAGGUUGGCAUUGGUUUGACUGGGACAGCCUUCCUCCAGAAGAUCAGUUGUUCCUUCCGCUACGACUCUUCAUAAACCAAGGCUUCAACCCUUUCAAUAGAGUCAAUAAACCCGCUCCACAAACUCCCAGCCAACCGUCCACAUGGAUACCGAACCAUCACAAACGUCCCGGAGUUGGUGUUGGAGUUUUGGUGACAACUCCCUCUCAACCCGGCUGUGUGUUGUUGGGGAUCAGGAAGGGGUCCACGGGGAGCGGGCUGUUUGCAACACCAGGUGGACACCUAGAAUAUGGAGAGGAUUGGUGCGAGUGUGGGUCACGUGAGGCAUUGGAGGAGGCCGGAUUGGUCCUCAAGAACAUGGAAUUCUGUGUAGCCGUGAACGCCAUUAAUCCGUCAGAGGAUUAUCACUAUAUCACAUUGUUCGUGCUGGGAGAGAUAGACAACACAGAACCACAGAAUCUCGAGCCACAUCUAUGUGAAGGGUGGCAGUGGGUAGAAUGGGAGAAAUUCCCGCCACAAGAUCAGCUGUUUUGUGCACUAAAAGUACUGAAACAACAAGGGUAUCAUCCCUUCGUAUCCACACAACAGUAGCCUACCAUUUACACAUCACCACCUUUCAAUUUGAGGAUAAGAGCGGAACCAGACAGACGAUGUGGAUCUAUACAAAAUCCUGUCCUUGUACCAACAGACAAUCGAUAGCGUAUAAGUUUGUGGUUUUCAUUCCUUUGACGUCAUGGUACUAUCAUACAAUGUAAUUGUUCGAAGAGAACUAGUGUAAUUUUAAAAUGACCAUUACAAUAUUAUUGAUGAGA